AUGACGACCCAUUACCUACGCCUCCUACUCUGUGCCAGCGCCAUCGCCGUGUCGCCGAGCUUGGGCUGGAGCUUCAAAACUCCAGACGAGCUCGAGGCGACGACAAUUGGUGACGUUGGUACAUUAAUUGCUUUUGUGAUGCUUGAACCCGAAUGGGCCAAGAUCGAGAAGCUUCACCCCAGCACCGCCGCCAUCGACUGCACCGCCCACGCAAAAUACUGCCUCGAGCAGGACGUCCUCACACAUCCCGCCAUACGGGUCCGGCUCCCCGGCGAUAAGAUAGUACGAUACCGAGGACCUAGAAAAGCCGAUCCAAUCCUUUCUUUCAGCAGCCGUAUCAGCAAGUCCAUCGUCCCCGUGACGGGCACGAACGAAGCCGAGGUCCUAGCCUCCGACGACGUCGUCAUCCUAGCCUCCCUGCCCGCACUCGACGAAAACGACGCCGGCUCCGAGCUCCUCCACAAGCGCUUCGAGGCAAUCGCGCGCCGCUACGGUGACCGCUACACAUUCGGCCUCCGCACCGUGCCCGAAACCACCCGCCCCAGCAUCAAGUGCCAAAACAACGUCGACGGGCUCGCCCACCAACUCCCCAGCCUCGACAACGUCGCCGAGGUGGCGUCCUUUGUCAAGGCGUGCGGUGAGCCCCUCGUCGGCGAGCUGAACCGGAGGACCGAGCUCAGCCUCCUCAAGGCGAGCAAGUCGCUCGUCCACUACUUUACCUCGUCCGAAGAGGACAGGGAGCUCUACGUGGCCGGCAUCCGGACCCUCGCGAGCCGCUACCGCGAGUACCUCAACUUCGUCACCGUCGAUACCAACGAGUACCCCGACAUGGUCGCCACCGUGGGACACCGCCGAGGCGCGUCUGGUGUGCUCGCCGUGCAGAACCCCCACUCGUGGCAGGCUUUUCCCUUGCCCGAGGGAACCAAGAUCACGGCUGAUGUGGUGGAGCAGUUUUUGAAUGACAUCAUUCAAGAGAAGGUCACUCCUUGGGAUGGGAGGCCGAAUGUGGGUGGGCCGGCGGGAGGGCAAGAUUCAGGCCAUGAUGAGCUGUAG
Messenger RNA from Parascedosporium putredinis, 1053 nucleotides. Lineage: Eukaryota; Fungi; Ascomycota; Sordariomycetes; Microascales; Microascaceae. The record is from the annotation of a GenBank genome assembly.